AUGAGCAGAAAGGAUUACUUUCUUAACAAAGAAAAUAGAAUCUGUGGGUUCCUCCCUCCUUCUGAGCCUCUAUCCUGGCUGCUGCGUGGGAGACAGGCAGAGAUAGCAGGUGAGAUCGCCAAGGCUCAGGUCGCUCGGCCUGGUGGCAACACUGUCUUCGGGAAGAUCAUCUGCAAGGAAAUCCCAGCCAAAAUCAUUUUUGAGGAUGACCAGUGCCUUGCUUUCCAUGACACUUCCCCUCAAGCACCAACACAUUUUCUGUUGAUAUCGAAAAAACAUAUAUCCCAGAUUUCUGCAGCAGAAGAUGAUGACGAAAGUCUUCUUGGACACUUAAUGAUUGUUGGCAAGAAAUGUGCUGCUGAUUUGGGCCUGAAUAAGGGUUAUCAAAUGUUGGUGAAUAAAGGUUCAGAUGGUGGACAGCCUGUCUAUCAAGUUCAUCUCCAUGUUCUUGGAGGUUGGCAGAUGCACUGGCCUCCUGGUUAA
Pan troglodytes (chimpanzee) is the source of this 483-nucleotide messenger RNA. Its product is annotated as adenosine 5'-monophosphoramidase HINT1-like. The transcript has a single exon. The record is from RefSeq and is a predicted model, not a curated record. Bases 1 to 483 code for a protein of 160 amino acids. Gene Ontology annotation, molecular function: catalytic activity. Lineage: Eukaryota; Metazoa; Chordata; Mammalia; Primates; Hominidae.